AUGGUAUGGUCGAUAUUGUCUCCCCUACCCUUCUUCCCACCUCCACCAAUCUCCCCACCCACUCAUCUUUUCGCUCAUUCCCCCUACCUGCCCCUUACCACCCUCCCCCCUUCACUACCUCCCCCUUACUUCCCCCCUGCCUCCCCCUCAACCUCCCCUCCCUGUCCUCAUCCCUACAGGGCAGUCGUACUCGCUAUAGCGUUCCUCCUUCUCGCGGACGUGACUUUGAUCGACCUCUUGAAGCGUUUUCCAGGCCACUCAGCUGAUGGGGGGCUGUCUGCCCUCCAUUCCACCUCAGCAGCAGCCACGUCGGCAGCCACGUCAGCAGACACGUCAGCAGCCAACGUGUCAGUCAAAUCGGAUCUGCUGCAGCAGGAGGAGAUGCGUCAGCAGCAGGAAAGCAACGAGAAGCUUCCUCUGCUGAACCUCCUCCCGCUCAGCACCAGCGUUCCAGCAAUGCAGGCUCCCGAGGUUGUCACUCACGGGGUUGUCACUCACGGGGUUGUUACUCACGGGGUUGUUACUCACGGGGUUGUCACUCACGGGGUUGUUACUCACGGGGUCACUACUCCCACUAAUCCUCAUGCUGCUACCGCUCCUCGUGUGUUUGAGUCGACUCAAAACAUUCCAGCAAUGCAGGCUCCUGGGGUCGCUACUCUCACUAAUCCUUAUGGUUCUGCUCCUCCUGAUAACCCGCUUGCUCCUGCUAGCCCUGCUAACCUUGCCUCUGCUACUCCUGCUGCUGACGCUGACAGUUUUCCUGUGGCGGCACCAGGGGCGGCACCAGGGACAGGGGCGGCACCAAGAGCGGCAGCAGCAGCAGCAGCAGCAGCAGCAGCAGCAGCAGCAGCAGAUGAGAGUAGCGAUGGCACCACCAGUAGCGGUACUGACAGCCGCAUUGCCCCUAAUAGUGCCGAUAGCACCACAGCAACUCGUGCUUUUGAGGCGCCUCAAAAGUCCACCAAGUCAGGCAACACCCACCCAGGCAUGAUUCCAGUGGUGCAGUUUCUGCGGGGUGAGGCAGGUUGCAACCGGAGGAGGUACAUGCAGGCCUCCCUCCGCCAAGCCCUGCUGCACAACGCGUGGGUCAUUCUCAUUGGCCCUCGCGCGUGCCGGGAAGAAAUGACCGAACUCGGCAUUGAGUUAGAAGCAUACGAGGAUUAUGAGGAGUCAGCCCAUAUAGAGGAGCAGCUUGUAGAGGGGAUAGGGAAUUUGAAGGCGUAUCAUAUCCGCUGGUUCUUCCUACACGAAAUGAUGCACUGCAGUUGGAAUGGGUGCUUCAUCUCCCGUCUCACUCAUUCCCUCCUGCUCAUUCCCUCCCUCUCCUGCUCUCAUUCUCCUGCUUUACAGGUGGCGGUGAAAGGAGGAACCCUGGGGGACCCCUCGCUCCCAUCUCAGCAGCGCACAUACAACGACAUGAUUCAGCUGGGGUGGGUGCUUUUUCUCCCCUCUCACUCAUUUCCUCCUGCUGAUCCCUCUCCUGCUAUCAUUCCCCCUCCUUACAGUCAGCUGGGGUGGUAUGCCAGCCCUACCUGCUGGACUUCCCCUCCAGACCAAGCACCCGCAACGGACAAGGAGAGAUCCGCCCAGUACCCCCGCCUGCUCGGACAAGGUCUCGCCUCUCAACUUUUCCCCUUUCCCCCUUCCACCCUCCCCCGCUUUCCCCCUUUCUUGGUUUCCCCCUUCCCCCCUCUCCCUCUCCUUCCCCGGCAGUGCAAGGACAAGGAGGGAUCCGCCCAGUACCCGGACAUGCACGGCAAGUUCCAGCCAGCCUUCAAGGCGGAGUCACUGUCUGCAGCACACCCAACAGGCCCGGACAGGGAGGCGGGAGCAGGAGCGGCCAGUAGCACUCAGGCUCCGUGCAGGCGGGUGAGAGUGGUGCGCAUGGUGGUAGCAAUGGUGCGGGCGAGAGUGGGGAGGGCGGGCGGGGACGGGUGUAGGGAGGCGGGAGCAGGAGCAGCCAGUCGCAUGCAGACUCUCUUCACACAGGAGAGCGACAGCCGUGCACCCACCUAG
This is a messenger RNA of Closterium sp. Naga37s-1, 2016 nucleotides long. NCBI's taxonomy places the organism in Eukaryota, Viridiplantae, Streptophyta, Zygnematophyceae, Desmidiales, Closteriaceae. The record is from the annotation of a GenBank genome assembly.